This is a messenger RNA of Lactuca saligna, 453 nucleotides long. The record is from the annotation of a GenBank genome assembly. Lineage: Eukaryota; Viridiplantae; Streptophyta; Magnoliopsida; Asterales; Asteraceae.
AUGAAGAAUUUACAGAAAAGUCUCUCUAUUGUUUUCCUCCUGUUCUUCAUCUUCACUACACCAUCCUGUGCGGAUAUCAAAUCUGUGAAGAUCCGUUCUGAUGACCGAAGUCUGAUCAACUUCCACAAGUUCGAGUUCACAAACACCGGUCAACUCUCCGUUUCCAUCUCCUCCGUCUCUGUCUCCUCUAUGCCUGUCACCUCCAACUUAUCACGACCUGAUCUUUCACGUAUUGGUUUCUUCCUUGUCUCCGACUAUGCAUUCCACUAUAUGAUUGACGAACAUUCGUGUUACCUCGAUUCUAAAUACAUCUCACUCCUAUUUACUUUCCAAGAUAUCUCGCCUCCUUCUCAGUCUUCUUUCAACAAAUCGCCAUCUGAGAAAAGCGAAUAUUUUGUUCCACCGGCGUCAGAGGAGCUCGUGGGGGAUGUGGAGCUUGGAUGUGGUGUUUGA